AUGCGCCUCGAGGCCCAGAAGAUGGCGUACAACGCCGUCGCUCAGGUCGACCAUGAGGUCGCGUCCGACUCAGACUCAGACGAUUUGACACCCGCUGCCCACAGGGCCUUCCAAUCCCUUCGCGAUCACGGCCACCUUGGCGGAGCCCCUCAUCUCGAACCUGCUCCAGAAGAACCUCGCGGUCUGGCCCAGUUGAGUUCCAUCAUCAGCUCGAUGACUGCCCCCGGCUACGAGAUAGUCGAGGCCGAUGACUAUGCUGCGGAUCCUUCCCCCGAUGAUCCCCACCAGGUCCCUCCGCUAAACACUACUGUCGCGCGACAUUCCUCCCCAGGGACCCCCUUGCGCAGCGCCUCCAGUAACGUAUCCAUUCCACUCAGUCACCCUACGCCCGACCUCCAAUCGCUCCAGGGCGCCUACAUCGGAAACGUAGAGCGCUUAGAACUGAGUGCUGAACGCCUCAGCUCCAGCACUGCAGACAUUGGCAGCGAGAUUCGCAAGAUGGAUCAAGAACAGAAAAGACAGUCCUGCAGCUCAGCCUCUAAUUCCGUCGUUAUGCGGAAUGGAGCAUUCUCCCCUAUUACCUUACCUUCUCCUCAUGGAUCGACCCGAUCCACGCGCCAGCGAUCUGUAUCCGGGGCGUCUCGCCUGGCCCAGGUCACCGAACCCGCUCACGACGAAGAUGGCCAGCUUGACGGUCCACAUUCCUCUCCUUCGAACUUUCCGGUCACAUCCCCGCGACUCCCAAGUUAUGCCAACCCCGUCGAACGGUAUUACGGUCAGCACGAUGCACAAGUCUUUCCGGAGGAGAUCGAACGCCCACCAACGGCUGCGUCAGGAGAUACAUAUCACCAGGCACGAACGUUGUUUACCGAUUUCGACGGCGUACAUUACGCACCGUCAGAUCGGAUGAGCUCCGGACGCCAAGUGUCCAUCAAUCGGCCACCGCUCGCCCGCAAUCAAGAAUCACAUAAAGAGCCUCAGGCAGGGGAGAACAUGGUGUACUAUCCCGCACCAAUCCCUCGCAUUCUGAACCUACCACCUAAGCUGUCUCGCAAGCCACCCGUCGCAGACCGCGAAAAGCGUCGAACCCAAAUAUUGAAUGACAUCGCGGCCGAAGACCGGAAAGCUGCAUCUGGAAGGGCCGAAUCGGGGCAGGACGUCGUGGGCGACGCCUCUAAAGAGAAGCGCAAGUCAGCCCUUCCACCUCAACUGCGGGCAAGUGUGUUCUUUGAACCACCUAGCCAGACUAUUGAGUUGGACAGGAAAGGGGAGUCGGCCGUCGCAACUCUCGAUGAUAUCCUCGAUGCCUCGGCGAAUGCACCGGUGUCAGCUUUCACAGAUCAUCCUUAUGCGGGCCAUGUUGGCUCGUAUAUUUACGCACAGGAAAAGACCCUUACCAAGCAAAAACAGAAAUCCCGUCCCCUGAGGCGAGAACACAGUUCAGAAUCGAGCGACGACAGCUCCGUCUCCUCCCAGGACGAGUGGACACACGCUCGAGGUGAGCAUGAUACCGAGAACUCUGGGUCCGAGGCCGAGGGCGAUGAGUAUGCUCCUGGAGGAGACGCUGGACUUGAUUAUGUUGGGCCACCAAAUACCCUCCUCGCGGAGCUAGAGAUGCGCAAGCAGGAACUCAAAAUGCGUCGCCGCACUGCGCUGCCAACAGUUGGGCACGUUGGUCAGAAUGGGGGCCCUACAACGCUUCUAGAAAUGGAUACCAUCGCUCAGAAACAGAGUGAGAAGAGGCGACGACGUCCUGUCACCCUAGCUUGGGAUGGUCGCGACGCUCCAGAAGAUGACGAUGUUCCUCUGGCCCUGCUUUAUCCCGAGAAAUCGGCGACAGAAGAAGAAGGCGACAACCCCCAAGGUCUAAUAGGGCGACAACAGUUCGAAGAUAAUGAGCCUCUCAGUACACGCCGGGCUAGGUUACGAGGAGAGCCUAUUCCGCAGAAGCGCCCAGUCACCAUGUAUUCCACUAGACCUCCACCUCUUCCUCAAUCCAAGGGUGUAGAGGAAGAUGAAGAUGAAGUAGAAACUCUAGCCGAAAGGCUGAAGCGCAUGAAGGGGCAGGAUCCCACUGAAAGCGACUUUUCUCAUGACCUAUUAGCGGAAUUCGAUACUCGCUUCAAAGAGCCCUCUCCAGAGCCAGCUCCUGUCGCACCGCAGGAGGAGACACUUGCGCAGCGCCGCAGUCGUCUCCAAAAGGAGGGCGCCCAACCAAAUGCUGCAAAGAACCCUCGAAUGCGCAAUAGCAUGGCGACCCUCCCACAAAUGCGACAAUCAAUGCAUCUCCCCCGCAAGCCCUCGCAAGACCUCCUACGCCCACAGACAAUGCAGACAAUGCAGACGAUGCAGACGACGCAGUACGGGAACCAGCUCAACCAUAGAAUGUCUAUGCAGCGGCUCCCUACUCACAUGGGCUACCAAAUGCAACAACAGUACCCAAUGGCCCAGCAAAUGCAAUACGGCUACGGAAUGGGCUAUUCCCCGGCAAAAGUGAACCCCGGUAUGUAUGGCUACAAUAGUACCAUGCUGGCUAUGCAUAAUAUGGGCUACCCUUCCCCCAGUGCUUGCGCUCCGCCUACGAUAAGGCAGCCUGAUCCUGCCCAGCGUGAUGUGAUUGACCGCUGGCGGCAGAGUAUUCGCUAG
Molecule: messenger RNA, 2646 nt
Organism: Penicillium chermesinum
Lineage: Eukaryota; Fungi; Ascomycota; Eurotiomycetes; Eurotiales; Aspergillaceae
Exons: 1
Coding region: 1-2646 (881 amino acids)
Source: RefSeq, a predicted model, not a curated record